This is a messenger RNA of Phalaenopsis equestris, 1523 nucleotides long. RefSeq names its product homeobox protein knotted-1-like 3. Gene Ontology annotation, biological process: regulation of DNA-templated transcription. Gene Ontology annotation, cellular component: nucleus. Lineage: Eukaryota; Viridiplantae; Streptophyta; Magnoliopsida; Asparagales; Orchidaceae. Gene Ontology annotation, molecular function: DNA binding. The record is from RefSeq and is a predicted model, not a curated record.
GUAUCCCUUAAAAAAACGGAUCAUAAUAAGAUCAUAAAAGAAAAAGCAAAACUCCAUCAUGACGAUUCUGAGGCUUCCUUUUAAACGAAUUUCGAUUCCCCUCGCCCACCUUCUUUCUUUCACAUGGCCUCCCCAUUUCCACUCCUCGCAACAAACUUCCUCCACGCUAUCUCAUCUCCCUCCCUCUCCCUCUCCUCUGGUCAGGUAGGUACUCUUCUAAAAGGCUUCUGAAACAAACCAGGAAUAAAAAUCUCUCCUUUUCACUCUAUCCCACUCACCCUCCUUACCACCCUCCCUCUCACAAAGAGGACCACUGGUGUGGUGUGGUCCUCCAUCUACAAUAGCAACGCUUCGAUCUCCACAUCUCCCUUCGUCCAAGAUGAUGCGAGGAGAUCCCCACCAAGUGCAUGGUAUGCAUAUGUCCGCAGCUGCUGCAGUAGGUGAGUGCUCCACUUCAGCGCCACCUUCCGCCGCUGCAGAGGAAGAGCACCGUCGUCUUCUGAAAGCAGAGAUUUCCGUUCACCCUCUGUUAGAACAGCUUCUGUCAGCCCACGUCGGCUGCCUCCGCGUCGCCACCCCCAUCGACCAACUCCCCCUCAUCGACGCCCAGCUCUCACAAUCCCACCACCUCCUCCGCUCCUACGCCGCCAUCCACCGCCCCCUUCUUUCCCCGCCGGAAAAGCACGACCUCGACAAUUUCCUCACGCAGUAUACGCUGCUGCUGUGCUCGUUCAAGGAACAGCUGCAACAACACGUAAGAGUGCACGCAGUGGAGGCCGUCAUGGCUUGCCGCGAGAUCGAGCAAUCGCUUCAUGAGCUGACUGGCGUAACCCUUGAUGAAGGAACCGGAGCAACCAUGUCAGAUGAUGAAGACGAUCUCCAACUUGAUUGCUCUCUUGAUCCUUUAAUGGACGGACAUGAUCUGAUGGGUUUCGGCCCGCUUCUACCAAGCGAAUCCGAGCGAUCGUUAAUGGAAAGAGUAGAGCUCAAGCUUGAGUUGAAACAGGGGUUUAGGUCGAAAAUCGAAGAUGUAAGAGAGGAGAUUAUGAGGAAGAGAAGAGCAGGAAAACUUCCAGGCGACACCACUUCUGUGCUUAAGCAAUGGUGGCAGCAGCAUUCUAAAUGGCCGUACCCUACAGAAGAUGACAAAGCAAAAUUAGUGGAGGAGACUGGUCUUCAACUGAAACAGAUCAAUAAUUGGUUCAUCAAUCAAAGAAAGCGAAAUUGGCACAAUAACUCCCAAUCCGCAACAAGCUGCUCAAAGUCUAAACGCAAAAGGUAACCGAGAAGCAAGCCAUGAAAAUAAUCAACUUAUCUUGUUAUCAACACCGUAGUUGUGGAUGUGCUUCAAACAUGAUAGAGAAAUAGAAUUAAAUAGAUGAUGAUUGGAAACUAACAUUGCUGGAUAUGUAGUAUAAGCGCUCAUUGCCACCCCCACAUAUACAUACACACACACACAAACACUUUUUUUUUUUUGCUUUUCUAACCAUGAAUUUUUUACCAUAGUGUUGUAUUAAAUGCUA